AGAUCUUCUGCAUAGUCUGAAAAAUGUUUUUUUUUUCUGUGAUUGCCAAUUUUAAAUGAAUAAACCACGAAUCUAACUUCUAGUUCUUUCUUUAAGUUCUAACGGUAAUUUAGGUGUUUGUAUUCGCUUUUUUUGCCCCCUCGAAGUUACGUUUUUUUCCAACAGUAUCUGUUGCAAAGCCAUGUGCUUAUACAAUUUAUAAUCAAUACUACAAUACCUCAAUACUACCAUUGUUGUUAGUGUCCAUAAUGUUUUAUAACAUGUAAAGAGCGACGUUAAGACGCUUUCGAUUCGGGCGGAACAACAACAUCCCUUACGUCACUUCUGCUCAGUGUCAAACAUGGCGCUGCUACUAAGGACAUUGGUCCGUCAGGGGGUGUGCAUCUCCAGGCCACAGUGCAGUGUCUUAUUCAGGCAUGCGGCUCCAAUGGGAACAACAGCAAAGGAGGAGAUGAACAAGUUCUGGGCCAAAAAUACCAGACUAAACCGGCCCAUGUCUCCGCAUAUCUCCAUCUACAAAUGGUCCAUCCCCAUGAUGAUGUCCAUCACACACAGAGGAACUGGAAUUGGCCUCAGUGGAGCUAUUUCCGCCUUUGCUGUGGCUGCUCUGGUUCUGCCUGGAAGUUACCCUCACUACCUGGAUCUGAUCCACUCGCUCUCCAUUGGGCCGUUCCUCAUAGGCCUGGCCAAGUUCGGCAUAGCCUUUCCCGUGUCUUUCCACACCUACAACGGAAUCCGCCAUUUGUUCUGGGAUAUUGGCAAAGGCUUCAAAAUCCCAGAGGUGUAUCGCACAGGCUACACGGUGAUCGGCCUGUCAGUCAUCACCUCCAUCGCCAUCACUCUCCUCUGAGCUCAGCACCAGCAAGUCAAAGUGCAUUGUGGGAUUUUUUUUUAAUGUGUAUGUAUAUGUUCCAUUGUGGCAUCAGAGUAUUAAAUAAAGAAUUCUAUAUCUA
Doryrhamphus excisus (bluestripe pipefish) is the source of this 953-nucleotide messenger RNA. RefSeq names its product succinate dehydrogenase complex, subunit C, integral membrane protein (gene sdhc). Lineage: Eukaryota; Metazoa; Chordata; Actinopteri; Syngnathiformes; Syngnathidae. Gene Ontology annotation, biological process: mitochondrial electron transport, succinate to ubiquinone; tricarboxylic acid cycle. Gene Ontology annotation, molecular function: electron transfer activity. The record is from RefSeq and is a predicted model, not a curated record. Gene Ontology annotation, cellular component: respiratory chain complex II (succinate dehydrogenase); membrane.